Molecule: messenger RNA, 1002 nt
Organism: Styela clava
Lineage: Eukaryota; Metazoa; Chordata; Ascidiacea; Stolidobranchia; Styelidae
Product: glyoxal reductase-like
Source: RefSeq, a predicted model, not a curated record
UUAUAAAGCUUAAUACCAACCAUGAAAAUUAAUGAUUUUGUGCUAUUAAAUAAUGGAAUAAAAAUGCCAAUUUUCGGUUUUGGAACUUAUCAAAUCAAGAACAGAGAUGUCAUGCGGAAAUGUUUGGAUUGCGCAUUAGAACAUGGAUACAGAGUAAUAGACACUGCUAGUGUUUAUAAAAAUGAAAUUCAUAUUGGAGAAUUUCUACCAGAACUUUUGAAAAAACACAACUUAUCAAGACAAGAUGUUUUCAUCACCACAAAGUUAUCACCUAAGGAUCUAGGCAGGGACGAAACACGCAAAGCAAUACAAGAUUCUCUUACUAAAUUAAAGUUGGAUUAUGUUGAUCUAUAUUUGAUUCAUUGGCCAGGAAAACAGGGAUUGCGACGAGAAGACAUGAAGAAUGCUGUAUUUCGAGCCGAAAGUUGGAAAUCUUUAGAAGAUGUUUACACUGAAACAAACCAGCUGCGUUCCAUUGGAGUAUCAAAUUAUACUGUAAAACACCUGGAAGAGUUGCUAUCCAAUUGUUGCAUUGUGCCUGCCGUUCUCCAGUCUGAAUUUCACCCAGAUUAUCAACAAAAUGAUAUUGUGGAAUUAUGCAAACAAAAAAACAUACAUUUCACCUCUUAUUCCUCACUAGGACAAGGUCGAUUAGUUGAAGAUUCUAGAUUGCUGCCAUAUGCAGAAAAAUAUGGAAAGAAUGUUCCGCAAAUAUUGUUACGAUGGGCAUUGCAGAAAGGGUGCAGUGUAAUUCCAAAAUCAUGUGAUACAAGCAGGAUUGUUGAAAAUUCUGAUAUAUUUGAUUUUACACUAACUGCAUCAGAUAUGGGGGAAAUUGGGAAUUUAGGAAAAUGUAUGAAAUAUGCAUGGAAUGCUGAUGAUGUAGCAUGAUGUUGGAAUUAAUGAUAUGGAGAAUAUCAACAACUGAUAUUUUGUAUUUUAAAUGUUACUGUAGUAAAAGAGUGCAAUAAAAACCAUUCCUCAUAAACAAAUUAGAACACA